AGAGAGAAAGAGAGACUGUGUGAGUGUGUGUGUGUGCGUGCGUGUGUGUGUGCGCAUGUGUGUAUGUGUGUGUGGGAGAGAGAAAGAGAGAGAGAGCGAGAGAGAGAGGGGAGAAACAGGCCUCCACCCUGAGUAUUAGGGAAAUGGGAGUCUGUAUGAGGGAUAAAGCAGUGAGCCUCUGCAUCAUCUACAUCCCUGAAGCAAUGGAGAAAAGGAACGAGUGUAAGAUGAGGGGAGACUAUGUUUGGCCUGUAAAACUCUGUGUCUUCAGUGGAUCAAAUAAAUUACAUUAACACACAAACACACACACACACACACACACACACACACACACCUUGCAGUUCACACUAAAGUCUGUGCUCGUCUGCACUAGUUCUGUUCUUCCUCCAAACCACAUGGAGGCACUGCAGGGUUCUCCAGACAGCAGCAGUGAGGAAUGUACCGUUCUAGAGGCUUUUCCUGGCAAAGGAUCAGUUUGUGCUCAACACAAAGGAAAAGCUGUGGAGUUGUAUUGCCUGGCGUGUGAGAGUGCAGUGUGUGAGGAGUGUGUCCUGAGGGAACAUGCCGACCACCCGACUGACUCGCUGGAGAAAGUUGUGGAUCAACAGCGAACAGAUUUGCAGGAGAGAAUGAAUGCAGCUCAGAGAAGGCUUCCCCAGAUCAGAGACACGGUACAGAACCUAAAGGACCUCUUGCAGCAGCUAAGCACUCAGAAGAACUCUAUCGAGGAGGACAUCCACUCCUCCUUUAACGAGCUCCACAAGACCCUGGACACACGUAAGAGCGUCCUGCUCAUGGAGUUAGAGGUGACCUGUGGAUUAAAGCAGAAGGUUCUGCAGAAUCAGUUGGACACUCUGCUUAAAGACGAGGCUGAUAUCAGUAGAAGCUGUAGUCAGACUGGAGAGGCGUUGGAGGGGGCAAGUGAAGCUGCUGUUCUGCAGACUCAUAAAGACUUUGGAGAGCAUUUGAGCGAGCUGGCCAGUCAGGGCCUUCCUCUCCAACCUGAGGAGAACGAUCAGCUGGAGCUCAUUAUGGAAGUGGAAGGUCUUCGUAAAUCCAUCCACAACCUGGGCACCGUCAUCACCACCAAUGCGGUGGCCAGCCAGACCGAGGCUUCAGGAGAUGGUUUAGAGCAAUGCAUUGUUGGUCAGCCAACGUCCAUCCUCAUAACAACCAGAGACAAGUCAGGGGGCCUGUGUAAAUCGGGCAAUGCUCUCAUCUCAGGAGAAGUUUUCACACCUGAUGGUAGUGUCAUGGAUGGAGAGAUUUUGGACCAUAAGAAUGGCACCUAUGAGUUCCUGUACACAGUGUACAAGGAGGGAGACUUUAGUCUGGCGCUGAGGCUCUAUGAUCAGCACAUUAAGGGAAGCCCCUUCCAGUUGAGGGUCACCGGUUCUCCAGACGAUUCUCCCACCACUACAUCUGGAGCCAACGCCGCCUCCACAGGCUCCAGCGAUGGUGGUGCAAGGCGACGGAGUGCCAAGUCUCCAGGGAGCAGGAGCCGUCAGAAAGGGAUGCGGAGAGGCGGGAGCUUGUUCAGCACACCCAAAAAGAAAGUAAAUCCCAUUGAAGAUGAUCUUAUCUUCAGAGUCGGAACUAAAGGAAGAAAUAAAGGUGAAUUUACCAACCUCCAGGGUGUAGCCGCCUCAGCAGGAAGUAUCCUGAUUGCAGACAGUAAUAAUCAGUGUGUGCAGAUCUUCUCCAAUGAGGGUGAGUUUCAGAGCAGGUUUGGAGUUCGUGGUCGUUCCCCAGGGCAGCUGCAGAGGCCCACUGGUGUCGCUGUGCAUCCAAAUGGUGACAUCAUCAUUGCUGACUAUGAUAACAAGUGGGUUAGCAUCUUCUCCAGUGAUGGCAAAUACAAGGCAAAGCUGGGGUCUGGCAGGCUGAUGGGUCCGAAGGGCGUCUCUGUGGAUCAGAACGGUCACGUGAUUGUGGUGGACAACAAGGCCUGCAUGGUGUUCAUCUUCCAGCCCAGUGGGAAACUUGUGACAAAGUUUGGCAGCAGAGGAAACGGUGACAAACAAUUUGCAGGACCCCAUUUUGCUGCAGUCAACAAUAAUAAUGAAAUAAUUGUCACUGACUUUCACAACCACUCUGUUAAGGUGUUCAGUGCUGAAGGCGAGUUCCUGCUCAAAUUCGGCUCAAACGGUGAAGGUAACGGUCAGUUUAACGCUCCCACGGGCGUGGCGGUGGACGUUAACGGGAACAUCAUCGUAGCGGACUGGGGAAACAGUCGCAUACAGGUGUUUGAUGGAAGCGGGUCUUUUCUGUCCUACAUCAACACGGCAGCGGAUCCCCUCUACGGGCCGCAGGGUCUCGCCCUGACCUCCGACGGCCAUGUGGUCGUGGCUGACUCGGGCAACCACUGCUUUAAGGUGUACCGUUACCUUCAGUGAUCCAGCGCUUCAUCUCCUGCAGAUCAUCACGCUUACUCUCCUCUGCUAAUUACGGCUGCGUCCUGGGUGGAAUGGAUCGGUGCGUCUUGAAUAUUUAUUGUCAGUGCUGUCUGUGAACGUUUGGGAGAGCUGAGGCUCAUGCAGGUAACGUGUGGUCACGUUUAGCUUCCAGAUUUGGUUCAGUUUACAUCAGUGUAUUGUUUUUAUUUCUUUUAGUUUAGGUGAGGUGAACUUUGACCUCACUGUUUGACUGUCAGAGUCCUUUCAGACCCCAAAAACAUGUGGUUCAUCUACUGCUCUGUGGAGGUGAAGGUGUAUUUUUGAGCAUAAACCCUUAAUCAGUGUACUCCAGCGUUAUUCUACAGGUCAGCCCCAACCGUAAACCCUUUGCGUCUCUGAGGUUACAACAUGACGCACUUUCACUCAUCAGCCGCCCAAAGCCGGAUAUUUGCUGCUCUGUGGUCGAGUUUUCUGAGACCUGACGCGCAUGUGUUUGGGAUUUGAACCUGAAAAGUCCAUUUGCUCGCUUCCGCUCGAGUGAACCUGAGUUCUGCUUCGUGCAUGUGAACAACUUUACACAGAAUCUCAGCAAACUUCUCCAUCACCGUUCUCUACGACUGAUUUAACCACAAUAUUUAAAGAUUUCUGCAUAAAGAACUUCACGUGUUUAAUUCGUGCUGCACGUUAAAGCGUAUCCCUGAUGGUCAUGUGGUCCAUCGCGCAGUGAUUUCAGUGCACUUAGUGAAUAAAAUGAUGUAGAGAAUUUAUUAGUUCAUGGAGUUUGAUUUCUGUUAUUAGACCACAGAAGUUAAAGAGCUCUAAAAGUAGAUCCGUAACACCACCACACGCUCUCGUCUCGCCUUCUUAUAGGACUUUACUAGCAAAUAUCAGGCGUCUAUUUUUAUUUAAAAAAUAUUUAAAAGAAAAAAAGUCUAUAUUUAUGUAUUUAUCUUGAUUAAGAUUUCAAAGAAAAGUGGAAAUGUGGUCAGUUUUGUUUUCCAGUUUGUUGCAGGAUGUAAAUCAAUAGUUCUCUCUUUGGCCAGUAGGUGGCGUAAUAAAGCUGUGUAAUUUGGUCAAUAUUUCUGCUCUACAUCCAUCUGUAUAAACGGCAUGUUUUAACAAACUCGUAAUAACAGAAGCGCAGCUUCUCAACACGUCUCCAUGGCGAUAGCGCUGACAUCAUUUUAUUUUCUGUUAUCUUUUGUUAUGUUUAAAUCCUGCGUUUUUAUUUUGUUCAGAUUGACUGAAUGUUCUACAGUUUUAUUUGUACUGAAUAAAUAAAUCUAGGAAUGUUAUAUUUACUGGAUGAUUUUUAAAAUUUAAAUUGAAUGUUCAUGUUCUGUAAAAAAAAGACAAAAAGCUUUAACGUUAUUUUUACCACAAACCAAAUUAAUUUCUCUUUCAGCCGCUUCAUUGAGGUUUGCUUGUUUACAGUUUAAAGCUUUGAUUUAUAAUGUCGGUGUGGAUGUAGUCAUGAUGCUGAAUAACAUUAAAAUAUUAUUAAU
Messenger RNA from Clarias gariepinus (North African catfish), 3901 nucleotides. RefSeq names its product tripartite motif containing 2b (gene trim2b). The record is from RefSeq and is a predicted model, not a curated record. Gene Ontology annotation, biological process: protein polyubiquitination; proteasome-mediated ubiquitin-dependent protein catabolic process; negative regulation of translation. The coding region runs from base 396 to 2396 and encodes 666 amino acids. Lineage: Eukaryota; Metazoa; Chordata; Actinopteri; Siluriformes; Clariidae. Gene Ontology annotation, molecular function: protein binding; ubiquitin protein ligase activity; zinc ion binding. The transcript has 12 exons.